Messenger RNA from Selaginella moellendorffii, 1585 nucleotides. RefSeq names its product 30-kDa cleavage and polyadenylation specificity factor 30. The record is from RefSeq and is a predicted model, not a curated record. The coding region runs from base 90 to 1337 and encodes 415 amino acids. Gene Ontology annotation, cellular component: nucleoplasm. Gene Ontology annotation, molecular function: N6-methyladenosine-containing RNA reader activity; mRNA binding. Gene Ontology annotation, biological process: regulation of mRNA splicing, via spliceosome; mRNA splicing, via spliceosome. Lineage: Eukaryota; Viridiplantae; Streptophyta; Lycopodiopsida; Selaginellales; Selaginellaceae. The transcript is spliced from 10 exons.
UGCUAAUAGUGAUCUAGGGUUCCGGGUUUAGGGCACUGGUGGGCGAUCUCGCCAAUUUGGAAAGAAUUGUGGCGCCCGGGCGCCUGUGGAUGAUCGCGGGGGGACGAGGUGCUGGAUUAAUGGGGGUUUCGUCCAGGAAUGGCUCUGGAUCGAUCGAAUUGCCGGAUUUGCCAUUGGAGCGGCAAUCUUCGCGGCGGAAGGGCGUGGAGAAGAGCAUCCUGGACGAUAUUAUGGGCGAUCCCGACGAUUUCAAGGAGCUCGUGGAUCCGGAGGAGGAUGGAGGGCGAUGGGAGGACACGGUGAAAGAGGCCCUUGAUGCCGAGAAUUUGACUGAAGCGCCUGCUCCAUUGGAGGUGAAACGCUCCAAGAACCAAGGAUCAGAGCGUAGAGGUUCUAAAUCACAUGGUACCAGAUAUUUCAUAAUUAAAAGCUUAAACCAUCAGAAUCUCUCCAAAUCUGUUGAAAGAGGAGUUUGGGCUACACCAGCGGUGAACGAAGACAUCUUGAAUGAAGCAUUUCAGACUUCAGAACGUGUUGUUUUAGUGUUCAGCGUGAACAUGAGUGGUCACUUCCAAGGCUAUGCCGAAAUGACAUCUCGGCCUGGUCGACGAAAGGACAACCUUUGGAAUGACGCCAACGAUGGCUCCAGUCCAUGGGGCGGUGUUUUUUCGGUGGACUGGCUAAAGUUGCAUGAUCUCCCAUUUCAGGAAACCUCCCAUCUUAAAAAUCCUCUCGAUGAUAAUAAGCCCGUAAAAAUCAGCAAGGAUUGUCAGGAACUUCCUCGAGAAGUUGGGGAGUCUCUUUGUGCUUUGAUCGAUGAAGGAGCACAACGAGAUGGACAUGCAAAGAGGAAAAAGCCGGAUGAAGACGCUGCUGGAACUAAAAGAUUACGUGGAGACGGUGGACAAAAUGACAAGACUGAAAGAUCUUCUCAGAAAAUUGAAAAGCACACCUCAGACAAGCAGAAAGCACCGGAGAGAAUUACCCCAGACAAAGACAAGGACAGAGAGCGAGACAAGCGAUCAGAGAAGGACAGAGCAACGAGUAAGGAAAGGGAUCGUGAUCUUCGAAAGAACAGGCUGCCAGAGGAAGAUUUACUCAACAUGACGUACGAGGAGUACCUUCGAAGGCACAACCGAACCUAUCAACAGUUUGGUCGUCCCGCAGCUCCUUAUGUUGGACCGUGGAUGGGUCCUGCUGGCCCUGGAAUGCCUGAUCCGUACGCGAUGGCCGCUUGGUAUGAACGGCGACCCGAACCGUUCUAUGGGAUUCCCCCAGUUCCUUACGGAGGCAUGCAUCCGUUUGAUCCCACAAAAUGGCGUGGCCAUCCGCGCUAGGUGCGGAGCUGCUUUUUUUUUCUUUCUUGUUCUUUCGCGUCAACAUUCACCAGUGGCUCGAGGACAAUUGUAGCUGUAAGAAGAUUGUAUUCCAGUUUUAACGCUGACGACUAUUUUUUUUUAUUUUUUUCAUCCUGGGUGGAUCACCCUGUGUGUGUUUCAUAGCUUGCAGGCGGACUGUAAGAGUCCAUGCUGCUUCAUGGCAACUGUACAAAUCGUGCAAGAAAUUAUAAAGUUUGUUCGCUGUU